GCGACCCAGGCGACCGCGGAUCCAAGCGGAGCGGCCCGGCCCGGCCCGACCCCACAGCGGCUGGGCGUUGUGCGGCGGGGCCGUGCGCGGAGCUGAGAAGUCGCUGGCGGGACGCGGAGGCUCGCGGUGUUCCUAGAACAGGAGAUCGAAUCACAAAUGUCUUCCAGAAGUGCGUUGUCGCAGCACAGAUCGAGGGAGCAUGGCAGAGCUACACAAUAUGAUGAAGUAUACGUGGAUUCCUCUUUUUUGGAAGAUACAGCAAGUCUGCCUCAAAGUUCACAAAAUGAUGAACUGCUACUGAGUGUGGAUGCCUUGCCAGCACCACCUCUCCCACUGCAACCACCUCUCGGCCCUGAAUUGUACCCAAGUGAUCAAGAAGAACCCUCUGAUCUCAAACCAGUCAGGCGGUUCAUUCCAGACUCCUGGAAGAACUUCUUCAAAGGGAGAAGAAAUAAUCCAGAAUUGGAUAAGCCAGCAUCAGAUAUAAAAUACACUUCUGGUGGAGUUGAGUGUUCUCCACCAGCGUCUCCAGUACAGCAAAACCACAAGUCAGCUGCUAGUUCUUAUAAAGACCCAUAUGGAGGGUCAGGUGGAAGCUAUAAUUCACGCAAAGAAGCUGAAGCCAUGCUUACCCAAGAUCUUUAUCCCUCCCUAGAACGACAUACUCAAAUGGCUCUAACUUACAGUGAGAAAGUGGAAGCUUAUAAUUUGAGAUACUCCUACAUGAAAUCAUGGGCAGGUUUACUCAGAAUUCUGUGUGUUGUAGAGCUGCUUUUAGGUGCAGCUGUCUUUGCUUGUGUCACAGCCUAUAUACACAAAGAUAAUGAAUGGUACAACAUGUUUGGAUACUCACAGCCGUAUGGUUUUACAGCAAACAGUAUAUAUGGAGGCUAUUAUUAUAGUGGCCCCAAAACCCCUUUUAUACUUGUUGUAGCAGGCUUGGCUUGGUUAGUGACCAUAGCGCUUCUAGUGCUUGGCAUGUCAAUGUACUAUCGAACUAUUCUUCUGGACUCGAAUUGGUGGCCUUUAACUGAAUUUGGAAUUAAUGUUGCAUUAUUCAUUCUGUAUAUGGCUGCUGCGAUAGUCUAUGUGAAUGAUGCUAACCGAGGUGGACUCUGCUAUUACCAAUUAUUUAAAACACCAAUGAAUGCAUCAUUUUGCCGCAUAGAAGGGGGACAGACAGCAGCAAUGAUCUUUUUGUUUGUCACAGUGAUUGUCUAUCUUAUUAGUACAGUCGUUUGCCUAAAGCUAUGGAGACAUGAAGGAGCAAGGAGGCAUAGAGAAUUAAUGGAACAAGAGAUGAAAACAAAAUCUUUUUUACCAAAAAGGAUGUAUGAAAGUGAAGACAGACCAAGAGAGGUCAAUUACAGACAAUUUAAAUCGGUGGAAAUGAAACCUGAACUACUUAAUGGCCACAUACCAUCAGGGUACAUUCCUAAGCCUAUAGUGAUGCCAGACUACUUAGCGAAAUACCCAGCAAUUCAGACAGACGAUGAACGAGAUCGCUAUAAAGCUGUGUUUAAUGAUCAGUUUGCUGAAUAUAAAGAGCUCUCUGCUGAAGUUCAGGUGGUCCUAAAAAAAUUUGAUGAUUUGGAUGUAUUGGUGAGCAAGCUGUCCCUUCACCCUGGAAACAUGCUGGAACAUGACAGAAUUUCAAAAGUUCUGCAAGAAUACAAAAAGAAGAAGAAUGAUCCUACAUUUCUGGAGAAAAGGGAACGUUGUGACUAUCUAAAGAACAAACUUUCUCACAUAAAACAAAGAAUUCAGGACUACGAUAAAGUUAUGAAUUGGAACACACAGCCAUAGUAUCACUCUAACUUUAUGUGGAAGCUGCUUAGUAUAUUGAAAGAGAAAUGAUUUUUAAAUAUUUAUCUUCAAAAUUAUCAACUUCCUAAUGUGAAACUGAUUGCUUCCUCAAUCAAUGCCGAUAUGUAGUCUCUUUAAAUCUUGUGCAUUUCGAACCAAUUUUGUACAGAAUCAUAUUUUAAAUGCAAUAUAACAAAUAAGUUAACAAGCUGUUUUAUGGCAUCUACACUAAUUGUAUGUUUUAUUAAUAGAUAAAUGCCUAAGUCUGUCCCUUUUUAUGCAGUCAUAGGUAUGGUUAUUUUUACUCAUCUGUUCUUCCUUUCUUUUGUCUCUCUCUUUCCAUGUGUGCACCCUUUCCACCAGAUCUGGUUCUUCUAGAUCUAGUCAAGAACCUGUGCAGUAGUGCUGUAACAACCUCAGAUAAUGACUUGGUGUAUUUCCUGUAUAGUUAGAGCCCUGCAAAUCUGCAGAUAUCCACUUCAUAUCUGCAGACCAUGUUUGUGGAUCAGAUGCAGAUACAAAUUUUGUAUCUGCAUAGGGCUCUACGUAUGGUACUGGAAAAAACUGCCGCUAUGGAACUAGCACUCUCUACAAACCUCCCCUUGGUGACAUAGGUAGAACUGCAUGUGUUAAAUUAAGGGAAGAGAACACCCAGAGGAACAUGACUUUCUUGUUUUGAGAAAACUGGAGAGAGUAGCUGAUGCAGGUAAUUGUAAACACUAGGAGUCGAAUGUACAUAGUAAAUUUUAAACUUAAUUCUCAGUAUAAAACCUCCCAAAAAAGUUAUGGUACAUAAACCAUAAGCAUCUGAUGUAAAUCCAAGUGAAAUGUUUUUCACUGGUGAGACACAAGCCUCCAGAGAUUUAGCGUACCUUUAUACUAAACCUUACAAUGUGGUCUGAAUUUGUAAAUCUGUUUCGUAUCACAGUUGUAAAUACUUACAAACUUAUGCAAACAAUGUCAUCUUAUAUGAAUUUUAUCUUUGUAUGAACUUUUUUUUACUAAUUAAAAUACACUAAAAUUGUU
Molecule: messenger RNA, 2832 nt
Organism: Caretta caretta (loggerhead turtle)
Lineage: Eukaryota; Metazoa; Chordata; Testudines; Cheloniidae
Gene: MARVELD2
Product: MARVEL domain containing 2
Biological process (GO): bicellular tight junction assembly
Cellular component (GO): cytoplasmic vesicle; apical plasma membrane; bicellular tight junction
Source: RefSeq, a predicted model, not a curated record